AUGCCAGACGUCCAAUCAACGGUGCUCGAGUUUGUUAACAAGCUCAGAAAACGUAAGAUUGAGGGCUCACAGGCGACAGCGAGAUGCACCGUAGAGCUUCUUAGGUCAGUGAUUUCGCAGCAUCGGGUGCCUCACGCAAACCAGGCUUCAGCUCUGAUCGAUGCCGUGAAAGCCGUUGGCGAGCAAUUGGUCGCUGCAAAUCCUGUUGAGCUUGCGGUGGGAAAUGUAGUGAGACGGGUUUUGCAUAUCAUAAGGGAGGAGGAUCUCUCUCUUACGACGGCAGCUAUGGGUGGGUUGGACUUGUUGGAUGCAAGUGAUGAUGAUGAAGAUGUAUGUAACAAAGGAAUUGGGUACCCGGCAAUGUCUGCUGCAGUUGUUGCAGCUGCAGCUAGGAGUACCUUACGCCCUCCGUCUUUGCAAACGCUUCUCGAGGGCACUCCUGAAUCUGCAACUGUGCCAUACACAUCUUCAUCCGGUGCUGAUUCCGAGAGCAAAACUGCCGAUAAAAGUUCAAUAACUCGGAAGCUGAAGCAUGAUGUUAUAGAAAGCGUCAAUCAACUUAUCCACGAGAUUGCUGGUUGUCAUGAGCAGAUCGCUGAGCAAGCUAUAGAGCAUAUACAUCAAAAUGAGGUGAUACUAACCCUCGGUAGCUCAAGAACUGUACUUGAGUUUCUCUGUGCUGCAAAGGAGAAAAAAAGAUCAUUUCGAGUGUUUGUCGCCGAAGGUGCCCCAAGGUAUCAGGGCCAUCUAUUAGCAAAAGAAUUGGUAGCUAGAGGUCUGCAGACCACUGUGAUCACUGACUCUGCAGUGUUUGCUAUGAUAUCUCGAGUGAAUAUGGUUAUAAUUGGAGCUCAUGCAGUAAUGGCUAAUGGUGGGGUUAUAGGACCUGUUGGAGUCAACAUGGCUGCUCUUGCAGCGAAAAAGCACGCAGUCCCAUUUGUGGUUCUAGCCGGUUGUCACAAGUUGUGUCCACUCUAUCCUCACAAUCCGGAGGUCUUACUAAACGAGCUGAGAUCUCCUUCUGAACUGUUGGAUUUUGGUGAAUUCUCUGAUUGCCUUGAUUUUGGAGCUGGUUCUGGGUCUCCUCUUCUUCAAGUUGUCAACCCAACAUUCGAUUACGUCCCACCAAACCUUGUUAGUCUCUUUAUAACCGACACGGGAGGACACAACCCAUCUUACAUGUACCGUCUGAUUGCCGACUAUUACUCUGCCGAUGAUUUGGUGAUGUAG
Microthlaspi erraticum is the source of this 1230-nucleotide messenger RNA. NCBI's taxonomy places the organism in Eukaryota, Viridiplantae, Streptophyta, Magnoliopsida, Brassicales, Brassicaceae. The record is from the annotation of a GenBank genome assembly.